AUGGCCGCCCCCGGCGGCGAUGCUGGCGGCGCCGCCACUGGGGAGCUCGGCGUGGACUCGGUGGUGGACGGGCUGCCCCUGAUCGAGGCCGCGAGGAAGGCCAAGGACGAGGGUAAUGCCUGCGUGAAGCGCAAGCAGUACAACGAGGCGGUCAAGAUGUACGAGAGCGGGAUCGCGACGCUGGACCUGGCGGACGGCAAGCCGAUGUUGCGGCAGGAGGUGGAGGAGAUGGUCGCGCUCAAGGCUACGCUGUACUCCAACACGGCGCAGUGCCUGCUCAGCCUGGAGCUCUUCCGAAGAGCCUCGGAGGCGGCCACCUCGUGCCUCGCCCUGGACGAGGGCAACGCCAAGGCGCUGCACCGCAGAAGCCUCGCGAAGGAGGCCCUGCGAGACUUGAAGGGCGCCCUGGAGGACGCCGUGGCGCUGCAGGGUCUCGGUGGCGGCCCCGAGGACCUGGAGGGCAGAGUGGCCGCCCUGAGGGCCAAGGUGGAGGCCGAGGCCAAGGCGGCCGCCGACGAGGCCGCGGCCGAGUCCUCGGAAGACGAGUGCGACACCGCGCUGGUGCGGGCGAAACAGAGGUUCGACGAGGUCGUGCAGAAGUACGACCUGCAGGACGGCGACGCGGCGACGCAGAUCGCCGACUGGCUGGUCUCCGGCGAGUGGGAGGUGACACCAGAUCGCGUGGCCAAGCGCUGGCAGAUGGAGCCCGAGGAUGCCGAGGACUUGGUCAGGUGGAUCGCGAAAGGCUUGGAGUUCAAGGCCCAGAACAGCUCGAACCAGGCCCAGGCCGCGGCGCAGAGCCCGUCGCUCGGCAUCGCCUGA
Messenger RNA from Prorocentrum cordatum, 822 nucleotides. NCBI's taxonomy places the organism in Eukaryota, Dinophyceae, Prorocentrales, Prorocentraceae. The record is from the annotation of a GenBank genome assembly.